AUGGAUAUGAUACCUAGACCAUAUGUUUUAUAAUGGUUAACAAUACUAAAUGAAUAGGCUGUAAUUUUGGCCUAAAUAAAUUUAGAUUAAUCAGUUACUGAUUCAAUUAUGUCAUUUAUUGUUAGUUUAUGUUUUAAGAAUAUUGAGGCAAUAUCCACACAUCCAAAACGUACAAAGUUUCCCGAUUAAUUAAAUCAUGAGAUAAAUUUAAUUAAAAUAAUGACAAUGACAUUUUAGGGAUCUGUAUCGUAGGAAGGGUUUUAGAGAUUACAAAGAAAAUUGGAAGAAUUAAGUCAAAAUACGUUGUCAGAAAUCAGUGAAUGGGCAAGAACUUAAAAAUUUAAAAUGUCAUUUAAUUUUAAAGCAUUAUAUGGUUAUUAUUAACAAUAAUGAUGAAUUUUAAUGGUUUUCAUACUGAAAGAAUAUUCACUGGCCGUGGAGAACUUACAAAACCUGAUACUCAUCACUAUGCAGAUGAUGAGUCACCCGAGAACUCAUAGGUUGAAGGAUUCGACAUCAUGUGGAAGAAACAUUCUUUAAAGAUUUUUUGUACAGCUACAAAAUUUAUGGUAAAAUUGAAGACAGCAGUAGAUCAUUAUAGAUUAAGAAAGAUUACACAUAGGAUAUACUAAAUAAUUGGAGACAAAGCAUCAGAUUAUUUUUAUUAUUAAGCUAAAGGAUUAGUUAAUUAAAAAUGGACUUUCUAAUCUUAUAUAAAGAGUUUAUUAAUCUAUAAUUUUUGGGUUGAGAUGUAAAUAGGAGUAAUUAAACCAGAUAGCAAAAUUAAAUUAUUAGUCGAUUGCAUAAUUCUAAUAUUAAUUGUUAUGAAUAUUUUUUAUAUUCCAAUGUAACUCUCCUUUUCAUUAUAAAAUAAUGCUUAAACUGUUGAUUUUUUAUUUAGUACAAUUCCAAGUUGGGUAUUUUUGAUGGAAAUAAUUAUUAAUUUUAAUACAGCAUAUUAUUAUAAAGGUAUGAUCCAUGAAGAUAGAACAAAGAUAUUUCAACAUUAUAUAAAAGGAGAUUUUUUUAAGGAUUUAUUAGUAGUUAUACCAUUCCUUAUAUCUCAAUAUAAUAUCCCUUAUCUUAAUUUUGUAUUGUUAUUGAGAAUUACUAGAGUCAAUAAAAUAUUUGAAUAAAUAGAAGAAGUAACUAUGAUAAGAGAAAAGUUUGCAGCACCAAUUGAUGUAUUAAAAUUAAUGAUAUUUUUGAUAUUUGUGGCACAUGUUAGUGGUUGUGCUUGGCAUUAUAUAGGUAUCUAAGAAUUCUUUGAAAGUAAUACUGGUUGGCUUAUUAAAUAUGGUUAUUCUGAAAAAGAUUGGGUAUCUAGAUAUGUUGUAUCUCUAUAUUUUGGUACAGUGACAUCAUUUACUGUUGGUUUUGGUGAUAUUGUACCAUAAACAUUAGUAGAAUAAGUUUUCUUAAUAAUUAUGGUUUUGAUAACAUCACUUGUUUUUGGUUAUACAAUAUCAUCUAUAUAAAAUAUAUUUGGAUAAUUAAGAGAGAAAACUGAUUAACAUCGUAAUAAGAUGGCUAAGAUAAAUUCAUAUAUGAAGAAAAAUAGAAUAAAUCCAGUUCUUCAAAUGAAAAUUAGAAAAUAUUUUGAAUAUUUUUUUACUCUUGAUGAAAGUCCAGAAUUACUUAUGGACAAUUUAAAUGAAGAUCUUAAAUUAGAAUUACGUACUAGUAUUUACAAACCAAUUAUAACUAAAUGUAAACUCUUUAAGAAAUUUGAUGAAAAUCUUUUAAAUUAAUUAUGUAGUGUUGUUUAAAUACAAAAAUUUAUUCCAGGUUAAAUGAUAUUUUAAGAGAAUGAUUAAAUUAAUAAAGCAUAUUUUAUUAUCUAAGGGGAAGUAGAUAUAUAAAUUAAUAAAGUCUCUAUCUAAUAAUAAUCUGAAGGAUCUUUAGGAAUAAGAGAAUUUUUACUCUAGAAACAUAUACAUUAUUCUUUAAAAGCUACUCAAUUUACUGAAAUAGCUUAUAUAUUAUAUGAUGUAUUAUUAUAUAUAUAAUAAAUCAUUAGGAUUUCAAAAAUAUAAUUAGAGAAAAGUAAUCUCAUUAAGAAUAAUAUUGUUAAAUGAAGGAUUAAUUACUUUAUUAAAUAGAACAAUUAAAAUGUGAAAUUUGUUCUUAAUUUCAUCAUUUUAAAAAAUGCCCAGUUGUAUUUUAUAGUCCUUCUACUGAUGUAAUAGUUUGUGAUUAUAGUGAUGCCAUAAUUUAACCUAGAUAUAGUCACAAAAGAAAAUAAAAAAUAAAAUAAUCAACUUUAGUUUCAACAUAAUAUAAUCUAGCUGCUGCUGUUAAUUAUAUGUGUGAUAAUGAAUUAUUAAAUGAAGGUAUUAAUGAUACAAUACUUAAAAAAUUUGGUUAUGUUGAUUACUAAGAAAAAUAAUAAACAAUUGAGGAUGUAAAAUUAAAAUCUUUGAAAGUAAUCUAAAAAUUAUAAGAACAUCAUGCUCAUACACCAAAAAUGAAACGAAUGAUCUAUAAAAAUCUUAUGAAAAAAGAUGAACAUAAAUUAAUAUUAAAUAAAGAAGAAUCUAUAUUAGAGAAUAUGCAUUAAGAAUUUAUUAAUUUUAAAAGAGAAGAUUUGAAUAACUUUGAUUUACAUAUGGAAUUCUCUCAUUAUCAUUAAGAUAAGAAUUUAAGUAAAGUCUUAUUUAAUUUCUCUAAAUAAUAGAGAUUUAAACCAAAAGAAUAAUUUUUUAGUAAAACAAGAUUAGGUAAAACAAAACAAUUAAGUUCUCAUAAUUCAACUUAAAAUAAUUUAAUGACUAAUAAUCAUUCAAUUAUGAAAACUAUUUUUAAUAAAAAAUGA
Molecule: messenger RNA, 2815 nt
Organism: Paramecium pentaurelia
Lineage: Eukaryota; Ciliophora; Oligohymenophorea; Peniculida; Parameciidae
Source: the annotation of a GenBank genome assembly